Molecule: messenger RNA, 4844 nt
Organism: Drosophila willistoni
Lineage: Eukaryota; Metazoa; Arthropoda; Insecta; Diptera; Drosophilidae
Gene: Cont
Product: contactin
Exons: 8
Coding region: 213-4490 (1425 amino acids)
Biological process (GO): dendrite self-avoidance; homophilic cell-cell adhesion; axon guidance
Cellular component (GO): plasma membrane; axon
Molecular function (GO): cell-cell adhesion mediator activity
Source: RefSeq, a predicted model, not a curated record
UUCUCAUCUCCAACCUGCUUACGAAAUUGUGAUUAAUUUUUGUUAUUUUUUCAAUUCAAUUAUAAUUUUAAAGUGUUUUAUAAAUUAAGUUUUCCAACUGGACUAUACAAAACUCCAGCGAAUUUCGGGCAGAAGAAAAAUGUGUCUUUAGUCUAGGGUGAAACGCCAUCUGCAGCAGUUCUCACACUCGCACUCUGUGACCCCUAGAAACCAUGUUCCAAAUAGUGGGAGGAUUAAGUAGGUACUUCACCUACUUUCUGUUGGUGGAACUAUGUUUCUUGGCUGUGGCCCAAUUGCCAGGAAGUGAAUACAUGCCGCAGCAGAAUCUGGAUCAACCGCAAUCCCAGCCACAAACAUAUCAGCCCACCUACAACAAGGAUUAUUCGCCGCGUUACAAUCCACUGUACACAGGACAACAGCAACCACAACCUAAUUCGAAUAUCGAUGCAAAUCAAUACGAUAAUCCACUGCUAGACAACAAUCCGAACAACUACAACCCAAACAAUGGAUACUUUGAUGGCAAUCGUCCAUUAAUCGGAGGCGGAGGCAAUGUGAAUGUCGGAGGACCUGGUCAAAAUCUGGGUGGCAUUGGCUUAGGGCCCCAAUACGAUCCCUUUAACCGCAAUAGUCUUAAUUCUGGAGGAGGAGUAGGCGGAGGACUGGGAGGAGGAGCUGGCGGUUUGGGCUAUAGAGAUAUGUUCAGCGAUGAAGAGAACUUUUGCCCCGAACAUUGGGUAUCCUUUAGGCAAACGUGCUAUCGCUUCAUACGCUCACCCAAACGCAAUUGGGCCGAGGCGAAAAAGAUUUGUAAAGCCUACAAUGCAGAUUUGAUUAAUGUGGACAAUGUGGAGAAGCAUUCGUUCAUCUUGAGGAAUCUGAUCGUGCAGAAUCAGCGACAAAAUCGUUUCUUCAUUUCGGCUCGCCAGACAGGACCACAGAAUUGGGUGAAUGAUGACAAUACACAGCUGAUCCAUAUUGAGGAUUCGUUCGCCUUCGAUGAGCAGUUGCCACUCGAGAACGAAGAUCUUCACGAUAAUCGGUUCUUGGUGCAGAAUGACCUGAACUUGAAUCGGAAUCCCAACAAUCCCAAUCAGUUUUACAAUGUCUUGCCCGGCAAUGUGAAUCAACGGAAUCAAAAUAAUUUGCGUGGUUAUAUUGGUGCCAACCAGCCCUACGGCGACAAUGGCUAUAUACGUGAUCGCGUGGUCUAUGCCUUUUCAAAGAAACGCGAUAAAUGGGUCUUUAUGCCCGCCUACGAAAUUGAAUUAAAUCUCUUUAUAUGCGAAUCGAGAUCCCUUUAUACUCCGGAUAAUGUAAACAUUAAAUUGGAUGACAAGCGUCCCUAUCAUUAUGGCUUGGAUAUACGCGAUUUGGAGCGCAUUCCACGUGGUCCCUAUUUUGUGAAGCAGCCCAAUGAUACGACUUUCGAUGUGAACAAGAAUCGACUGAUCAAUGACGUAUCCCUUAGUUGUUUGGCAGGCGGCUUUCCCACUCCCACAUAUCAAUGGUAUCGCGAGGUGUAUGUGAACGAUACUCUCGAGUAUCGUAGGAUCGAUCCUCUGGUACAGGAUCGCUACACCAUUUCCGGCGGCAAUCUCAUCAUCUAUGAGCCGAAACAAGCUCUCGAUCAGGGUGCCUACCAUUGUGUGGCAGAGAACAAAUUUGGACGAGUUCGCUCGGAGAGUGCCCAUCUGAACUUUGGCUUCAUUAUGGAGUUUAAUUUAAAGCGUUCGUCGGAGACAAGUGAAAUGAACUGGGGCAAAUCUAUUUUCUGUGAUCCACCCCAGCACUACCCGGCAGUGCGUUAUUAUUGGGCUCGUGACUAUUUCCCCAACUUUGUGGAGGAGGAUCAACGUGUGUUCGUCUCACAUGAUGGAGCCUUGUAUUUCUCGUUCAUCGAAACUGUGGAUCGGGCCAACUAUUCGUGCACGGUGCAAACUCUUGUCUCCGAUACGGGUCGCAACGGACCCUUCUUCUCGUUGCGGGUCACACCCAAUAGCAAUUACCAGGCCCUAAUCUUCGCCAACACAUUCCCCAAGGUGUUCCCCGAGGCCCCUGUAGCGGGCGAGGAUAUACGGCUAGAGUGUAUGGCAUUCGGUUAUCCGAUUCCAUCGUACAACUGGACGCGCCAGGGCCAAAAUUUGCAGAGAAACGCAUAUACGACAAACUAUGGUCGCGUUCUCAUCAUACAGAACGCCACGACAAAUGACAACGGCGAAUACACGUGCACCAUCACCAAUCUGCGCAAGACUCUUGUCAAGAGCAUUUACAUUAACAUCCAGAUGCGACCCGAGUUUACUAUCCCUCUGAAGGACAUGAUCAAGGACUACAAUAGUGAUGUGACUUUCAUAUGCGAGGCCUUUGCCAUUCCUGAUGCCAACUACACCUGGUACAAGAACGCCGAACGACUGGACCCGCUGACCAUCAAUAGGGACCGCUAUGUCAUCCAGGAUAAUGUGCUGACAAUCAAGUUCCUAGAGAAGGAUAAGGACGAGGGCAUGUACCAGUGCGGAGCACAGAAUCAACUAAAGACUUCGUUCUCAUCAUCGCAAUUGCGUGUACUUUCCAUGAAGCCUUCGUUCAAGAAGCAUCCGCUCGAGGCCGAAAUAUAUGCCGUCUUCAAUGGCAAUACGACAAUUGUCUGUGAUCCCGAGGCAGCUCCGCGACCCAAGUUCCAGUGGAAAAAGGAUGGCCAACUUCUGGGUUCAGGGGGACAUCGUCGCAUUCUGCCCAGUGGCACGUUGAUAAUAUCGCCAACAUCGCGUGACGAUGAGGGCAUGUACACCUGCAUUGCUUCCAACCAGGCGGGCACAGAUGAGUCCCACGCCCGCGUCAUAGUCCUACAAGAAAUUCGUUUCCUUCAGACUCCACCACAGCGCAUUGUGUCCAAGGAGCACGAUCUGAUCUAUUUACACUGCGAGGCCAUCUACGACGAGCUUUUGGACAUAGCCUACGUCUGGAAACACAAUGGCGAGAUAUUGAAAAACGACCACGAUGGCACAACGCGUAUUAUUGUGGAUUGGAACAGUUUGACCGUACAUAACACCACAAUGGCCGAUGCCGGAGACUAUGAGUGCGUAGUACAAUCUGCCGUAAAUGAGAUAAGUGCCAAAACAGUUGUCGUAAUAGAAGGGGCACCCGGUGCUCCGGGCGGUGUUCAAGUGAAUCAGAUUGCUAAGACCAAGGCCAUCAUUGAAUGGGUGGAUGGGGCCAACAAUGGGCGGCCCAUACGCUAUUACAACAUCUUGGGCCGCACCAAUUGGAAUCGCACCUGGACAAAUGUCUCGACUCAUGUGCAGGCUAAAGAAAUCGACCGAUAUACAAUGCGUCAGCAGGCCGAAGUAAUGAAUCUCACGCCCUGGUCUUCCUAUGAGUUUAGCGUGACUGCCGUCAAUGAUUUGGGAAUCGGAACUCCAUCGGCCCCAUCACCCAUCUAUAGUACUUACGAAGACAAGCCAUAUGUGCCGCCCAGGAAUGUGGGUGGAGGCGGUGGCAAGAUAGGUGACCUGACCAUUACGUGGGAUCCUCUUUUGCCCCAGGAGCAGCACAGUCACGGCAUUCACUACAAGGUAUUCUGGAAGUUAAAGGGUGCUAAGGAAUGGGCGACGGAUAUCAUCAUGAAGCAGGAGAACGUUGGCGUCGCCGUGGUCAAUAUACCGCGGGAGAACUACUACACGCAAUACGAUGUGAAAGUACAAGCCAUCAAUAACGUAGGCAAGGGCCCCGAGAGCGAGAUGGUUACCAUUUAUUCCGCUGAGGACAUGCCACAGGUGUCGCCCCAGAAACCGUUCGCGUUACCUUUCAAUUCGACCUGCUUCAAUGUCACCUGGCAACCAAUUGAUAUGUCUCGUGAGCAUAUACGUGGCAAGCUAAUCGGACAUCGGUUAAAAUAUUGGAAGACCACCCAUCAGGAGGAAGAUGCAGUGUACUAUCUUUCACGCACAACAAGAAACUGGGCUCUAAUUGUCGGAUUGCAACCCGAUACAUAUUAUUUUGUGAAAGUAAUGGCCUAUAAUGCUGCUGGCGAAGGACCCGAAAGCGAACGAUUCGAAGAACGCACAUACCGUAAGGCGCCUCAAAAACCGCCCUCCUCCGUUCAUGUCUAUGGAAUAAAUCCAUCCACUGUGCGCGUCGUCUGGCGAUAUGUAUCUCCCUCGCAGGACGAGGAGCCCAUUGAAGGCUAUAAGGUACGCAUUUGGGAAACGGAUCAGAACAUGAUCACUGCCAAUAACACAAUUGUGCCAAUUGGCCAAAAACUGGAAUCAUACAUCAAUACUCUAACUCCCGGCAAAAGCUACAACAUGCGUGUCCUUGCGUUCAGCAAUGGUGGCGAUGGCCGCAUGUCCAGUCCUACUUUACGCUUCCAGAUGGGCAAAACAACCCGCAACUCGGCCACUUUGGGUGGCGGGCAUUACACAAGCAACGUCAAUAGCGCCUUAAUAAUGAGUUUAUUGCUCUUUUUGACACACUUUUUCUAUAUAGAUUACUAAUAACUCUAGACUAGCUUAAGAUGUGUAAGAGACAUAAAUCAAGUAACCAAAAUAGCCAUCCAAGAUUUGGGGCAAAGCGCACACAGCUUUACAAACAAAUAACCCCACACACACACACACACACAUUUUAUGAGUCUCGUAUUUAGCUUUUAAACAAGUCAUUCAAACAUUCCGUAUUUAAGAAAGUGACCUUAUAUAAAAGUAAGAAAGAAUCGAAUCAUUUUUAUACAUAGAUAUUUUUCGAAUCGUGUAUAUUUAGCAUAACGUAAUUAGUUUUGUUGUCCAUAUUCAUUGUAUUCCGUCCAAUUGUACAAAACUAUUUCGAAAUAUAUUAAUAUUUUUCUGACCAAACAA